Messenger RNA from Candidozyma auris, 2052 nucleotides. It is a transcript of the gene IRS4, whose product is annotated as Irs4p. Bases 1 to 2052 code for a protein of 683 amino acids. The record is from RefSeq and is a predicted model, not a curated record. Lineage: Eukaryota; Fungi; Ascomycota; Pichiomycetes; Serinales; Metschnikowiaceae. Gene Ontology annotation, biological process: endosomal transport; actin cortical patch assembly; endocytosis. Gene Ontology annotation, molecular function: protein binding. Gene Ontology annotation, cellular component: cytoplasm; plasma membrane; mating projection tip. The transcript has a single exon.
AUGAACUCCGCACAGCAGGCCGCCUUGGCUGCAUUUCGAGCAAAGAAUCAACCUAAAGAGCAACCACAGGCUGCCAACAGCAGCAUUACUCCAGAACAAGAUGGCCCCAGCCGAAAAACCCAGCUCACUCUGCGGCAAAGUGGAAGGAAUUCCGAGCUGGUCUCGUCAAAGGCCAAUAGAGCGGAAAACCUGACCAAGGAACCAAAAUGCGCCCAGGCGAAAGUGAUUCGAAGGCUGGCCACACCAGACCUAAAACUUCGAAUAGACACGUCAGUCGCUCACCUGCCGUCUCUGGCGUCUUUGGCCACGGCAGCUGCAGAGCUAUCCUCCAGGCACCACAAGAGUAAUGCCUCCGAGUCAAAUUACCUCACACCAACCGCAAGAACACCUGCAGCUUUGGCGGCGGCGUUUUCCGAGAGAUCGUCGCAGAUGCUGUUGCCUCGAUCGUCAGCUUACGAAAACGAUUCAUCGUCGGGGUCGCUUUACCAUGAAGACUCUUCUGUUCCGAACCAGAGCAGCUCUGACGGCCAGGGCACCACGAAUCCACUGCGCCUGCGAAUAAGCGUGACAACGGACCCAAAGGAAAUGGUCGAGAAAAUGAAGCAGUCGAUCAAUUCAAAAACUAAAAGUGGGGUUGCCAAAAAAAGCGCUGAACGCAGUAAGGCCGCCUUGAACGAAUUCAGACAAACAGUGGACCUGAAGAGGUAUUCCACUCCAGUCCCCACCAGCCACAAUGAUUCUAGAUUAUUCGGUGCAUUGAACAGUGAGUUGCAAAGAUCACAGUCUAGUUUGGAUCUGCGAUUCACAGAUGAAUCGCUGCCUUCAUUUGAGCAUCCAUUUAUCAGUAUCAAGGACCUUCAGGAUCUUAAUAAUUCUCGCAUAUCAGUGGAGUCCUAUGUUUCGGGAAGCGAAAGUGAGACACCGGUCACUCCAUCAAUUGCAGUGGUUGAUACGGAUGAGGAAGGUGCACUCAAGGCUCCAUCCGAGGCUCCUGGGAAAUCAGUUCAACCUAUAGCAGUUCCACCAUCGCCUAACGCAGUUGCUCGCAGUACAGCCGUUGGUGGCCCAAACGGAGCUGAGUUGAUAGCACAUCUCUCUCUUAACUCGCUGCCGAAUUUAUCUGAUGUGAAAGUUGAGGAGAAGAAGGCUAGGAGAAAGCCUCCACCAGAUAUGGAAGAUGAGAACACGCGUGGAUCCUUGGAGCGUUCUGCAAGUAAUGUACUGAGUGGAGUUGAUGAGAACGGGGAAUCGAAGUUUCCCCAGUAUCCUGACAUACCUGAGAAGAAGAAGAAAAAACGAGGGCUAUUCAAGAAAAGCAAGCAUAAUCACAGUGCUUGUAACACUGCACCUCAAGAGCGGCUUUCCUUCGAGCAAACAAAUGCCAAUGAGGUAGAGGAGACGCCACCGCCAGAGAAUCCAAGGAGCGGAAUCUCUCCUGUUGUUGCUAACCCUCACAUUGCAUUGAAGACAACCAUGAGAAAGGCAAAGAAGAAGAAAGCAUUCGAUGAGAACAAACCUUGGAAAAACCAUGAAUCGCUAGAUGGGAUUCUGGAGAGUGAGCGUAAGAGAUACGAAGGUGUUUGGGCCAGUAACAAGGGUCUAUAUAUGGAUAAGGUGGUCACACGCCUUGUUGGGGUGGACUACAACAAAGACUACGGUGGUGAAAGUGAACUUAGAAAAAACUUCGAUCCGCUGCUUUUAGCAGCUAAGCUUUCAACCGCAGCUGAAGAAGCUGCUAAUGAAAAUACAGAGAACCAUAUCAUAGAGAGACACAACCUUAAGCACGCUGACCCGCAUGAGCUCAUCCAUGGAUUGGUUGUUAAGCAGAUUUGGGAGAGGAGCGGGCUCCCUCCUGAAACGCUUUCGCAAAUUUGGGAUCUAGUUGAUUUCCGCAAAGACGGCACGCUCAACAAGAUUGAGUUUUUGGUCGGAAUGUGGCUAGUGGACCAGUGUCUCUACGGUAGGAAGCUCCCGAAGAAAGUGGAAGAGCUGGUUUGGAGCAGUUUGGGCAAUAUUGGGAUCAACGUUGUUAUCCGCAAGAAAAAACGAUAA